AAAGGUUAAUAGAAGAAGAUCCGUUUUGCUCGCGAAUUGCUUGGUACUUUGUUAUUACUUCAUUAUUUGAUUUCAUUAUUUUUUCCGAGUUUUGUUCGUAUUGCGUUAAACGUUCAAAAUGCCGGAAGAUAAGAAUUUGGUGCAGUGCUACAAUCGUGGUUGUGGUCAGCUUUUUGACCCUAAUAAGAACGAUAAAGAUGAUUGCUGCCAUCACCCUGGCUCCCCUGUCUUCCACGACGCAUACAAAGGCUGGUCGUGCUGUAAUAAGAAGAGCGUGGACUUUACGGAGUUUCUGAAUAUUAAAGGCUGCACUUUGUCCAAGCAUUCAAAUGUUAAACCACCAGAGCCAGAAAAGAAAGCCCUUGACAAAGAACUGGAGACAAAAGAGAUUAUAGAAGUAAGGGCUCCAAUAACAGGACCUCAGUUAAUCAGACCGCCAUUUGAAAGUCCUUUGGUUACUUUGGAAGCUCGUAUUGCUGACUCUUUGAGGGAUCUUGUACAGAAGACUGAACAGAAAGUUGCUACUGUCGAUGAUGGCAACAUAGCAAUUGGUACAUCGUGCAAAAAUGGUGGUUGUGGUACCACCUAUGAGGGACCACAAUCUAAUGACACCAUUUGCACUUACCAUCCCGGCUGCCCUGUGUUCCAUGAAGGUCUUAAGUUCUGGUCCUGCUGUCAGAGAAGAACCACAGACUUCAACACCUUCCUCAGUCAACCUGGUUGUACUUCUGGCUAUCAUAAAUGGACUAAAGAGGGUACAGCAGCAGGCACUGUCAAGUGUCGCUGGGACUGGCAUCAAACACCUGAUUACGUCAUAGUGAGUGUCUACGCAAAAAAAUACGAUCCAACGCUGAGUUUUAUCAAAGUUAACCCUAUCCGGCUUAACAUAAAGUUAGUCUUUCGUGAAGAAGGGGACGCCGUAUUUGAAUUGGAUCUCGAACUUAGAGGAGUAAUUACAGUACAAAGUAGUAGUGCAUCCAUGAUGCCUUCAAAAGUAGAAAUCAAACUAAAAAAAGCAGAGCCUGGUGCUUGGGCUAAGCUCGACUUCCCAAGGGCCGAGCCCAAGAAUGAAGAACCAAAACCUCAGGUCAUACAAGAAGAUGAUUCUGUUGAUCUAUCCACUGUAGAGGCCAUUCAUUCUAUGGGAAAAGUUAACGUCACAGCUGAGUGAAAAUAUGCAUAAAUA
This is a messenger RNA of Hyposmocoma kahamanoa, 1186 nucleotides long. RefSeq names its product cysteine and histidine-rich domain-containing protein (gene mora). Lineage: Eukaryota; Metazoa; Arthropoda; Insecta; Lepidoptera; Cosmopterigidae. The transcript is spliced from 6 exons. The coding region runs from base 119 to 1171 and encodes 350 amino acids. The record is from RefSeq and is a predicted model, not a curated record.